UGAAGAAAUGAAAAGUGAACAAGCUGCGUGUUAUGAUAAGUGAUUCAUGGGAUGUGAUUGUGAUAUGAUGUAGAGAAGUAUUGGGUUGGGUUACGAUCGGUCCAAGUUGAUAUGGAUUACUCAAGUAUCUGCCGGUUUGUGUAAACUUCUAAACCUUGGAUAUGUGACUAAGUUAAAAAUAAAGUUUAUUAAUUUAGUUUGGGAUAAUUAAAUAUAUGGUUUUGUUUAAAUUGUGACGCGUUUCCUUACGUGGAACGAGGAUAACAGACAUCAUGGCGCUUACCCAGCCAAGUGUCAACUGUAGUUUGUACGACAUCGAUUUGAAUAGUUUAAAGGACCCUGCUGGAAUAUUUGAGCUUAUCGAAGUCGUAGGAAAUGGGACUUACGGUCAAGUAUAUAAGGGUCGUCAUACGAAAACUGGUCAGCUUGCAGCAAUCAAAAUUAUGGAUGUGACAGAGGAUGAGGAGGACGAAAUAAAGCUUGAAAUAAAUGUUCUGAAAAAGUAUUCCCAUCAUCGAAAUAUAGCUACUUACUAUGGUGCAUUUAUCCAGAAAAGUCCUCCCGGAAAAGAUGACAAGCUAUGGCUUGUCAUGGAAUAUUGUGGAGCUGGCUCUGUCACUGAUCUAGUAAAAUCUACCAAAGGACAUUCUCUGAAAGAAGAAUGGAUAGCUUACAUUUGUCGAGAAAUCUUGAGGGGUCUUAGUCAUCUACAUGCCAAUAAAAUAAUCCACAGAGACAUUAAAGGCCAAAAUGUUCUUCUAACUGAUAAUGCAGAAGUUAAGCUAGUUGACUUUGGUGUUAGUGCACAGCUAGAUAGGACGAUAGGACGGAGAAAUACGUUUAUUGGCACUCCAUAUUGGAUGGCGCCAGAAGUCAUAGCCUGUGAUGAGAACCCUGAAGCUACCUAUGACAAUAGGAGUGACUUAUGGUCAUUAGGAAUUACUGCUUUAGAAAUGUGUGAAUCUCAACCACCUUUAUGUGAUAUGCAUCCCAUGCGGGCAUUGUUCCUCAUUCCAAGAAAUCCUCCACCCAGAUUAAAAUCUAAAAAAUGGAAUAAAAAAUUUCAUAGUUUUAUAGAAACUGUAUUAGUUAAAGAUUAUCAACAAAGGCCAUACACCGAUCAACUGCUGAAGCAUCCUUUCAUUCGUGACCAGCCCACAGAAAGGCAAGUCCGUAUACAACUUAAAGAUCACAUUGAUCGAUGUCGAAAGCACAAGAGGGGAGGUAAAGGAGAUAUUCAGGAAGAAUAUAGAUACAGUGGCAGUGAAGGUGAGGAAGAAGAAGUAGGCUUAGCUGGAGAGCCAAGUUCAAUUGAGCCAGUGCAGCAAGAUUCCACAUUGAGGAGGAACUUUCAACAGCUUCAGGAGGGUCGAACUUUGACUACCAAUGAGUCUAGGACUCCAGGAAGCAGUUUUCAACCUCCUUCUGCACCACCUCUUCAAAUUGAAAUGCCUGCCCCUCCUCCUAGGCAUUCUGUACCACCACAAAGGCUUAUUGUUGUUCCUGAUCCUCCACCUCCUAGUAAACCUUUGCCACCUAUUCCUGUUGAUCAAAAUAGAAAAGCCAAAGCAGCCACUCCUCCUAGGAACAAUCAAAAUCAAGGAACUCCUUUUCAAUCAUCUCAGCAAAGUAGAAGUUCUGGUGUUUUUAAACCUCCUGCAAGAAGACCAGAAGAAUUGGAAAUUUUAGCUGCCCAGUUAAAUGAACUUGCAAUAGGUGGUGCCGGUAGUGUAUCAAAUCAAAAUAAUAACAAUAGUAGACUUUCUUCAAAUUCAGUAGAAACACCCCCUGGAAUUAAUGGAAUACUUUCUGAUAAAUCUGGGGGUGUAAGAAAUGGAUCCGAUUCAGAAGAAGAGGAGGAGGAGGAAGAUGAAGGUCAAAUUCAAAAUGAUGGCACUCUGCUGGCAUCUGAUCCACCCAGACCUCUGGCCUCUGACAACCUCAUUGAGAAUAGAAUAGCAAGGCCUCCUGAAGUCUACAAUGAUGCCUUAAGAAAUUUAGUUGAUCAUGACAAAAUAAAUGAUGGUUCGACACCUGUAAAUCAUGCACCACACAGACCUUUACCUCCUACUCCAGAUGAAGAAGAAAACAAUGACAGAACUUUAGUGUUGAGAAGGAAUCAUUCAAAUCGGCAAGAAAAUAACAGACGAACGAAGAAUGAGAAUGAAAGUAAGGGGCAGGAUAGGGCAAAAGAUAGAUCAAGUAUUAACCUGGAAAAAAAUCAAAGGAGGCGUGAUUCUGGUCCUGUUGAGCGCUCAGAUAUUAAUAAAUCUAAAAGUAGUGAUAAACAUCGCUCUUCAUCCUCACCUUUACAUAAAGCUACAUCAUCACCUUUUCCUUUAGCUACCUCAACUCCUAAUCAAAAUGGAGAAUCAAAUCAUAAAAAAGAACGAAUUAGUAAUUCCAGGCAUGAAUCGAAGAGUGAUAGGGAGCGAACGGAUCGGAGUUCAUCAAGCGGUGGCUGUGAUCGUGGUCCUGGACAGCGCAUGGAAUCUUCUCAAAGCUCUCCUGGUAAUAUAGGGAUGGCCGCUACACGUUCCAUGGGUGUUCUACCUGACCUCUUGCAGCAGCAUGCUUCGAACACAUCUGGUCAUCAGUCUUCACCACAGCAUAGGCUUCAAGACUCAACGAUAUCAGAUGAGAUAUAUCAGGAAUAUAGGCAAGCUGUUGGAAAGGCCCCUCCUCAACUACAACACAAACAGCGCUCUUUUCUUACAUUUGGGUUUGGUGCUGGUGGUGGUACUGGUCCCUCUCCAUCUCCAAGGAGAGAGAGCCAUGUUAAUGUCAAUGUUACGCCAACAUCGCAUGAGUCGUCUGCUGACACUCCAGAAAUAAGAAAGUACAAAAAACGAUUCAACUCAGAAAUCCUAUGUGCUGCCUUAUGGGGAGUAAAUCUACUGAUUGGUACAGAGAAUGGACUCAUGCUUCUUGACCGUAGUGGUCAAGGUAAGGUGUAUCAAUUAAUAUCUAGGAGAAAAUUUCAGCAAAUGGAAGUCCUAGAAGGCCAAAAUAUUCUUGUCACAGUGUCUGGCAAAAAAUGUAGAGUACGCGUAUAUUACCUCUCAUGGCUGAAGAGCAAAAUAUUAAGAACUGAUGGAAUUGAAAAAAGAAGUGGUUGGAUAAAUGUAGGAGAUCUUCAAGGUGCUGUCCAUUUUAAAAUAGUCAAAUAUGAAAGAAUAAAGUUCCUUGUGAUCGCCUUGAAAGAAAGCAUAGAAAUUUAUGCAUGGGCACCAAAACCGUAUCACAAAUUUAUGGCCUUCAAGUCUUUUACAGACUUAGCUCACCGGCCUGCUCUAAUAGAUAUGACGAUUGAAGAGGGUGUUCGGCUCAAAGUAGUAUACGGUUCUACUGAAGGUUUUCAUGCUGUAGAUUUGGAUUCUGGUGCUGUCUACGAUAUUUAUAUACCUGCUCAUUCUCAGGGCCCCAUUACACCUCACACUAUAGUCACUCUUCCCAAUUCCAAAGGCUUGCAACUCCUUCUUUGUUAUGAUAAUGAAGGAGUUUAUGUAAAUACUUAUGGGAAAGUUAGUAAAAAUAUUGUUCUUCAGUGGGGAGAGAUGCCAACAUCUGUAGCGUAUAUUGGGACAGGCCAAAUCAUGGGAUGGGGCAAUAAAGCGAUAGAAAUACGUAAUGUGGAAACUGGUCAUUUAGAUGGUGUGUUUAUGCAUAAGAAAGCUCAAAAGCUGAAAUUUUUGUGUGAAAGAAAUGAUAAAGUAUUCUUUUCCUCAGCCAAGGGAGGUUCUUCGUGCCAGAUCUACUUUAUGACUCUUAAUAAACCUGGAAUGGCCAAUUGGUAGCCAGUGGACUAAUAAUUGAAAGUGCUCCUGCCAUUCACAGAAAGGGUGCUCUUAUACAUUAUGGGGAAAAUGAUUCCCUAUUUUGCCUUGCAGUCAGUCAUAACAUUAUUUGUUUAGUUUUCUAAAAGAGAAUUUCCUCAUAAUAUGUGCUUUUGGGUUUUUUUAAUUUUAUUUUCUUACUCUCAAAUUUUAUUUUAUUGCUCAAUAAUAUUCAAAUGUUAGAUAUUCUUUAGUCCCAGUUGUUAAAUAGAGGUUUUGAUAUAUAUAUAUAUGACUUUCAAAUUAACUUAUUUAUAGAUGGUAAAAAAGUUAUUAAAAUUAUUAACUAUAAGAGUUUCAUAGGUAAUUUUGUUUCCUUUUAGUAAAAGAGAAAAUAUUUCUUUUUGGGAAAAAAUUUCUACAACCCUUGUGUGAACUAUUCUUAAUUCAAACACUAACCUUUUUGGCUUUUGCUUUCAAUUUUUUUUAAAAAUUAUUUUGCUAUUUUUUAUUUAAAACAUAUUUUAAUUUAUAAAUUUCAAGCAAUAUAAUGACAUUUCAUUUCUGAAACUUUUACAUGUUGUGUUUAUUGAGAUCUUAAUUCCCUAGUAAAUUGUGAACAGUUCACAAAUUUUAAUUGAUGGGAGUAAAGCAUGCCUUAAAGUUUUUUUUUUGCAUCAAGUUUUCUUGAUGUAUUAAUUUAUUUACCAUGUGGCCAUAAAAUCUAACAUGAAAAUGAAAAUAUGGUUUUAAUUAAUUUUUAAAAGAUAACGUAAAACUUUCAUAUUUGCUAUACAUUUACAAGAACUCAGUGAUAAUACAGAUAUUUAGUCGUUAAUUCUUUUUCCUUUAGAUGAAUGUACAAUUUUAAUUGUGUCAAUAUUUAUCCAAAGAAAUAGUGUGAUUUUACGAGAGAGUAAAUAGCAUUUAUAAAUUUCACUACAAUAGAAAUGUUUCUUUACUUUUAUCGUAAUUGUACUUUUUAAGCAAAACAGCUUUAUUGAGAGGAAUAAUUUGAAUUGCUCUUGGUUAAACAACUGGAACUGAAGAAUUAUAUUUCAUUAUUAGCAUUUCAAAUACAUUGUAUAUAGCUCAUCUCAUUUUAUUGCAAUAUUUAAAUUUUCUUUUUCUUUUUUAAAUUGGCCAUCAUUAGUUUUGAUUGUUAAUUAGGCCUAAAAUUGUUCCUUUAUGCAAUAUAUAAUAUAGAUAUAUUUAAAAUUAUAAAAUAUCCAAAACAUUUUUAAUUAGUUAUGAACUGCUUUAAGUAGUAAUUGUUUUAAUAAAUACUUAAUGAAAUAAGCAAUUAUUUAUCCACAUAAUUUAUAAAUUAAAAUUUUGGUAAUGAUCUUUAAAUCUGUAUUUCAAUUAAUUUUUAUAAUACUAGUUAUUUUAUCACAUUUUAAUCAAAGUAUUAUUUCCAAUUCUUUCCUUCAAUAUUACUUGAUGUUUUCAAAGUUAAUCUUAUUACUUAAUAAAAAUAACUAUAUAUUUGUGAAAUUGCUGCUAUUUGUAUGUUUAUUAAUUAUUUUAAUACAUCUAUUUAAGAAUUUAUUUUGCAUAAUUUGUUAUUGUUUUAAUGACUGAUAAUUUGUCCAUGUAUACAGUUCAUUUCUUGUAAUCUAGACUAUUUUUGCAGACUUGGAAAUAUUUGUCACUUCGAAUAUAAUUCAUUAAAACUUGUUAUGAUUAAUGUUUUUCAUUGUAAUACUUAAUUAGAAUGCUGAAAUGUUUACAGUAUAAAAUUUAUACCGUUUAUAUUUUGUGAUAUGGUAGUGUAAUGAAAAGCUUUUAAUGUACUAUCAUUUAUGGUAAUAGAAACUAAAAAGCAAAUAUAUUUCUAGCGUA
Parasteatoda tepidariorum (common house spider) is the source of this 5621-nucleotide messenger RNA. Lineage: Eukaryota; Metazoa; Arthropoda; Arachnida; Araneae; Theridiidae. The record is from RefSeq and is a predicted model, not a curated record.